UGUGAAUAAAGAAAGUGUGUUGUAUUUAUCCAUUUCUUUCUUAUCAUAUUGGAGAAGAUAUUAUCAUAUCUGUCUGAUUUGUGUAAAACCGCUGAAGUCAAAUGGUGCAUCGUUCUCGGAGUGUUGGUACCUGACGGAACAAAAAGGGGAUCUCAAUGGAUAACACCAAACCUCUUAUCGAACUGGAACCAGACGAUGAUGGCAGAAUCAGAAGAACCGGGAAUGUGUUGACGGCAAGCACACACAUUAUAACUGUGGUGGUAGGGGCAGGGGUGCUGGCUCUGGCAUGGGCUAUGGCACAACUAGGAUGGAUAGCUGGCAUAGGAAGUAUCGUGACCUUUUCAGCUAUCUCUAUUUUCACUUACAGUCUUGUAGCCGAUUGUUACAGAUAUCCAGACCCUGUCACUGGCCAGAGAAAUUAUACUUAUAUGCAGGCUGUCAAGGCUUACUUAGGUGGAAGAAUGCAUGUGCUUUGUGGACUGGUUCAAUAUACCAAGCUCGCUGGGAUCACGGUGGGCUACACAAUAACUUCCUCCACAAGCUUGGUAGCAAUAAGGAAAGCAAUUUGUUUCCACAACGCUGGAAAAGCAGCUUCCUGCAAGUUUUCCAACAAUCCCUUCAUGAUCGGCUUUGGGAUUUUGCAAAUUUUUUUGUCUCAGAUUCCAAACUUUCACGAGCUUACAUGGCUCUCAACUGCUGCUGCCAUCACCUCUUUUGGUUAUGUAUUCAUUGGUAGUGGGCUAUGUCUAUCGGUCGUCCUCUCAGGAAAAGGAGCUGCAACCAGCAUAACCGGAACCAAACUACCCGUAGAAGAUAAACUUUUGAAGGUCUUCACUGCAAUGGGAAACAUAGCUCUUGCGUGCACUUACGCUACUGUCGUUUAUGAUAUCAUGGACACAUUAAAGUCACAUCCAGCAGAAAAUAAACAAAUGAAAAGGGCCAACGUGCUAGGGGUGACAGCAAUGACAAUAUUGUUCUUGCUGUGCAGUGGCCUUGGCUAUGCUGCUUUUGGAGACAACACUCCUGGGAACAUCUUGACCGGAUUUACCGAACCCUUCUGGUUGGUCGCACUGGGGAACGGAUGCAUCGUAAUGCACAUGAUUGGAGCAUAUCAGGUGAUGGGUCAACCAUUCUUUCGUAUAGUUGAAAUGGGUGCCAACAUGGUGUGGCCACAUUCAGAUUUCAUAAACAAGGAAUAUUCAUUCAUGAUGGGUAAUGUAAUGGUUCGUUUCAACUUGUUCAGGUUAGUUUGGAGGACAAUUUUUGUGAUAUUUGCCACAGUCCUUGCCAUGGUAAUGCCAUUUUUCAGUGAGGUUCUUUCCCUCCUUGGUGCAAUUGGGUUCGGGCCUUUAGUAGUCUUUUUUCCCAUACAAAUGCACAUUGCCCAGAAACAGAUUAGAAAACUAUCACUCAGGUGGUACUGCCUCCAAUUUUUAAGUUGCCUGGGCUUCAUUAUUUCAGUGACUGCUGUGAUCGGUUCAAUUCAUGGGAUUAUUCAGGAUUUCCACAAAACCAAUCUUUUCAUGUAUAAACAAUAGUCCCUUUUGAUAACAAUUGCAACUUUUUUUUUCUUUUUUUUGUAGUUAUUCCUUAGAUGUUUACUUGCACAGACCUAACCUGAUUAAUACAAAUAUUGUUCUAUAAAAAUGGUUGUC
Molecule: messenger RNA, 1655 nt
Organism: Vigna angularis (adzuki bean)
Lineage: Eukaryota; Viridiplantae; Streptophyta; Magnoliopsida; Fabales; Fabaceae
Product: amino acid permease 1
Exons: 7
Coding region: 156-1538 (460 amino acids)
Cellular component (GO): plasma membrane
Source: RefSeq, a predicted model, not a curated record